Molecule: messenger RNA, 648 nt
Organism: Fraxinus pennsylvanica
Lineage: Eukaryota; Viridiplantae; Streptophyta; Magnoliopsida; Lamiales; Oleaceae
Source: the annotation of a GenBank genome assembly
AUGGUUAGGGUGGUCUUGAGGAGAGGAGUCGAACAGUAUAUUGGGCAUGCCGUGAGGAGUCGUCGGCAUCAGUCGGCGCUGUCGUUCAAAGCAGCGUCAGCCGAUGAUGCUGCUGACAACUCUCAGCACCCCUCGAUGCCGCAGAGUUGUCGAUCGACACAACCCCUUCAUUUUGGCACCACCCAAUUACCUGAAAAGAAAUAUAUAGACCAAACUACAGACACAAGUUUGGUCGUAACAAGACAAAAGGAGGGAAAGGGAAAGCCCUCGACACAGAAAUCAAUGAAGAAAAGAAGGGGAUUCUUGGCUCUUCCAAAACCACUUUUCUCCAAGGGCAUACAUAGAUUGAUGAAUCGACUCAAAAGAUUUUCUCAAAUGUUUGUUUUCAAGGAAGAAAUGGAGGAAAAGGAAAUGGAAAUAGGGUUGCCAACAGAUGUGAAGCAUGUAAGCCAUAUAGGAUUGGAUGGAUCAACUGCAAUCAAUCCAAUUCCAGAAUGGAAAAAUCGAAAAGCUCCUGAAAUACUUUCAUUUCCUUCAAUUUCUUUUGAACAAUUUGAACUCGCAAUGGCUGCCCAAUCUCAUGGCCAUUUAAGUACUACCACUGACUCAAAAUUUACCCCAAAUAACAAUUUGAAUUUACAAUUCUAG